UUCCAAACAGCCUUUGAUAAACAAAAGCAUCGAAAUGACUGAUCUGAAAGUACACCUAUACUCAAAGGCUAACCAUAUCACAAGCAUCUGUGCUGCAUGUGCUGAAGCUGAACAAAUCAGGCUAUAAUCGGAGAGGGCAAAAGCCAACUACGCCAGAGACGGAUCGAGACCCGAGGGGCGCAGAAAUCCAUCCAAUAAUCUACGCAAUUAUUUACUGACCACUGACUAAACGAAGCGAUCCCGUGUCGAUCUUGUCAGGCGCUCCAAUUAUUUUGACCCCAGCUCAGCUACCCACCGCUUUCACGGUUUCCUGGUUGCUUCCUUCUCCAUCCUCUCCCGUUCUCCCCUGUUCUUGGCGAGGAUACGGCGCAUGUGAUGAGCUCCUGCUCCUCCCCUUGGAAUCUCCCUCUGAUUUCAAACGUGAUAAUCUUUAGAAGUCAACAAUGGAUGGCAACCAGAAUGACAUCUGUGGGCAAUCUGCAAAUCUCACUUCCAAUCCUCUCUACUACCAGUUCGGUUUAGACAAUCCACUCUUUGGCAUGGGAAUUCAGCAGCCAUUUCCACCAUCCACCUCACCAUUCGGCGCUUCUUCAUCCACUAACAUCCCCCACAUGGAUUGGAAACCGGCUAUGAUGCUAGACAAUCUCACAUUCAUCGAGGAGAAGAUACGGCAAGUGAAGGAUGUCAUCCGUUCAAUGGUGGACAAUGGCGGCCAGUUACCGGGUCGCACAGGGGACAUCGUUCAGCAGCAGCAGGCGGUUAAUGCAGACCUGACAUGCCUCAUAGUUCAGCUCAUCUCUACUGCUGGGAGCCUUCUCCCAUCACUGAAGAACUCAUCCUUUCUGAGCCACCCCCCAGCUGGACACAUGGACAUGGCUAACCAUGUCGGCUCAAGCUCAAGCAUGGUCCCUUAUACGACUAUCUCCGAAGAGAACAAUGAGGUAAUGUGUAGCCCUGAAGACUAUGAUGAGCUUUUCAAGGGAUUGACUGAUGGCACUGUGGAAGGGGGCAUUGAAAUAGACAAUGUUCUUGUUGAGGAGCAGGAUACAAAGGACGGCGACGAAGGUGGCGAUGCUGGCAUGGAUGGAGAGAACCUACUGCCAGGCUCAUAUGAAUUACUGCAGCUGGAGAAGGAUGAGAUAUUGGCUCCACACACACACUUCUGCUCCAUCUGUGGAAAGGGUUUCAAGAGGGACGCAAAUCUGCGGAUGCACAUGAGAGGGCAUGGGGAUGAGUACAAGAGCCCCGCUGCACUAGCCAAACCACCCAGAGAUGCAAGCACAGAGCACGCCAUGGUGAAGAGGUACUCAUGCCCGUUCGUCGGUUGCAAGCGGAACAAGCUGCACAAGAACUUCCAGCCCCUCAAGACGAUCCUGUGCAUGAAGAACCACUACAAGCGGAGCCACUGCGAAAAGAGCUACACCUGCAGCCAGUGCCACACCAAGAAGUUCUCCGUCUUGGCUGACCUCAAGACGCACGAGAAGCACUGCGGCCAUGUCAAGUGGCUGUGCUCCUGCGGAACAAGCUUCUCGAGGAAGGACAAGCUCUUUGCGCAUGUGGCUCUGUUCCAAGGCCACACGCCGGCCCUGCCAUCGGAGGAGUCAAAGGUUUCAGACCAAGUUGGUCGCGUAGGAAGCCAUCAGGAACCAGCGAAACUCACAAGCUCCAUGGGCAGCUUCAUGUGGGAUAACUCAUCAGGCGAUGACACUGUGCUAGAUAUCAAAGGGCUCGACAGCUGUGGCGAUGAUUUCCUAUCAACUGCGAACUUUGGGUCCUUCAAUUUCAGUUUUGGGCCACUUGAUGAAAUCAAAGGAAAUCCUUCCGAGGGUUCAUUUGCAAUGCUGCCUUCUGAGCACUUCCAAAGCGUUCGAGAGAAGGGGGAGAACUAAACACAGACAAUCUCGGGCAGCUUCAGAUGUCAUCAUCUCUGUUCUUUGUUUUCAUCCUUAUUGCUGUAGUAUACAUCACCUUUGCUUCCAUGGCACUGCAUUUGGCUGGGAAGUUCAGCUAGAAUCUUCCUAGCUUGUUGUAUUCUAUGCACUACCUUUUACUAGUAUUUCUAGUCCAAUGAGCUUUCCUCU
This is a messenger RNA of Phragmites australis (common reed), 2081 nucleotides long. RefSeq names its product zinc finger protein STAR3-like. The coding region runs from base 444 to 1889 and encodes 481 amino acids. The record is from RefSeq and is a predicted model, not a curated record. Lineage: Eukaryota; Viridiplantae; Streptophyta; Magnoliopsida; Poales; Poaceae. The transcript has 2 exons. Gene Ontology annotation, biological process: response to aluminum ion; response to acidic pH.